Neopelma chrysocephalum (saffron-crested tyrant-manakin) is the source of this 1892-nucleotide messenger RNA. RefSeq names its product MAP3K12 binding inhibitory protein 1 (gene MBIP). The transcript has 9 exons. NCBI's taxonomy places the organism in Eukaryota, Metazoa, Chordata, Aves, Passeriformes, Pipridae. The record is from RefSeq and is a predicted model, not a curated record. The coding region runs from base 22 to 1044 and encodes 340 amino acids. Gene Ontology annotation, cellular component: cytosol.
GACCAAGCCAGGCUCGGUGUUAUGGCGGCGGCAGCACCCGCCUCGUUCCCGCUCGGCGGCAGCGCUCCGGACAUGAACCCCGCGGCCUCCGAGGUAGCGAGCAGCGCCCUGCGCUGCCUGGCCGGGCUGGCGGGGCAGCUUAACCUCGGAGACGAUAUCGUGAAAGUUGUAAUCAAUUGGAGCAAGCUUCAGAGCACAUCAGCACUUCAGCCAGCAUUGCUCUUUAGUGCACUUCAGCAGCAUAUUUUAUGUUUACAGCCUCUUUUAGAAAAACUCCAGGCUUUGAUUAAAGAGGAAAAUAUAGGCCAUGUUGAACCUGCAGGUAAACCAGAAAGCCAAACCUGUGAAACAAGUUCAGAUAUUUAUGAUAGUAACUGUCAGACUGAAGAAAAGUAUCCAAGUUAUGACUUGGGAGAUCUGAGGGAUGCUCGUAUUCAUUUUGAUCCAGAGGUGGUCCAAAUAAAAGCUGGAAAAGCAGAAAUUGACAGGCGGAUAUCAGCCUUCAUCGAGAGGAAACAAGCUGAGAUCAAUGAAAAUAAUGUCAGGGAAUUUUGCAAUGUUAUUGAUUGUAAUCAAGAAAAUAGCUGUGCCAGAACAGAUGCAAUUUUCACACCCUACCCUGGAUUUAAAAGCCAUAUAAAGGUUUCUAGGGUAGUAAAUACAUACGGACCUCAGACUAGGUCUGAAGGAGCACUUGGGUCUAGUCACAAAGCCAGCCUACCCAUGCAUGACUGUGGAAACCAAGCUGUUGAGGAGAGAUUGCAAAACAUUGAAGCACACUUACGGUUACAAACAGGUGGUCCGGUACCAAGAGACAUUUAUCAGAGAAUUAAGAAGCUUGAAGAUAAAAUCCUUGAGCUGGAAGGACUGUCUCCUGAAUAUUUUCAAUCUGUAAGCUGUUCUGGCAAGAGGAGAAAGGUUCAACCUCCCCAUCAGAACUAUUCAUUGGCUGAACUUGAUGAAAAGAUUAAUGCUAUAAAACAGGCAUUACUGAGGAAAACAAAAGAAAGCAAGUCCAAGGAGGCUGAGCAGCUUCUUCGAUAAAAAAAGUCUUUUCAGAAUCUUCACCAUGCUUUACACAUAAACCAUAGACCUGGGUAGUGUGCAUUGGGGAUGAUUUUAGCAAUGAAGACAAAGUAUGCAUAUAAGCUCCUUUUGGAUGAUCUUGAAAGCUUUCUUUCAUAAUAACUCAUUUAAAAGCAUUCUUAUUAAUGAAAUAGUUACUUUAAAAUGAAGAAUGUUUCAGGAAUAUCAUUCUAAUAAUCCAUUCCCUUCUUUUAUAAAGGAGGAUUGCAGCAUUGUGUGUGUGUGGAAAGUCUUAACCUGCAUACAAAAGCUAUAUCUCUCAUGUAAUUCUUUAUGACUAAGUAUUUAAAAGGGCUGUCUUUUGAGUACUUUUCACCUAAGUAGUUUGCAUAGACUUGUGAAAUAAAAUUAAAUAUUUCCUCAGAAAUAAACUGUCUUCGGGGAAAAAAAAUUUACAAAAAAUCUUGCAGUAUGCAUGCUUACCUGCAUUUUUUCCCCCGUAUUUGUCACCAUUUUCACAGCUGUUAGAAAUGCAGCAAAUUGUAUUUGUUUGACAGGUGGUUAUGAAAAUCCUAUAUGUGUAAAUAAAAACAACUGUUCUUCACCUCCUCAGUGUUCUGUGUGAAUUCAAACUUCAUACCCUGCUAACAAAUUCAGUAUGUUCUAAAGACAGGAGAUUUUGAGGAGCAUGCCGGCAAGGCACCAACUUCCCUUCCAUUUGCAUGCCUACAUGACUUUUGAAGCAUGGAUGCUGGCUAUGUAGUUUAAAUUAAAGUCAGACCUUUGCCCACACGCUGAAGUGUGAUUUUGUUGUGACACUUUAUUUUUGUUUGUUUGUUUUAAUAAACCAUUUUUUAUUUAUACAA